AUGCCACCGGGUGGCCUACGGCCCAGCCGCGUGCCUCAGUUCGUGCUGUUCACGCAUGACGACGCCGUUGAUGGGGAGGCGCACCGGCUGGUGAAGAGCGUGACGGCGGGGCGGGCGGCCAAUGGCUGCCCCUUGACCGCCACCAUGUUCAUCUCGUCUCGAUUCCACGACGAGCGCACAGAUUGCGGCCUGGUACGCGACUUGUUUCGCAGUGGGUACGAGAUAGCCGACCAUUCACUCAACCACCCAAACCCGUUUGACAUCAGCCAGGCGGAGCUGCGAGCAGAGAUGGCCAACCAGCGCGCCUGGCUGGCCCGGGGCUGCGGCAUCCCGGCCGGCGCCAUUGUCGGCUGGCGCACUCCCUACCUCAAGGUCACCACAGACACACGCCAGCUGCUUCACAGCCUGGGCUUCUUGUAUGACACUUCGCUGGUGGAGCCUGGAACGGGGUCAGUGUCAGGAGGCAUGGGGGCUCGGCUGUGGCCCUUCAACAUGGCCUAUGGCAAUCCCAUCAACUGCAAUGUCGGCAUAUUCUCAAAGUUCCAAAAGUGCAGCAGAACGGAGCGCUACCCAGGCAUGUGGCAGGUGCCAUUGUGGGAGCUGACUGCGGCAGGCAACUACUGGAUGGAUUACGGCAGGGACGGUGCCAACGGGGACGUGUUCAACAUUCUGAAAGCCAAUUUCGAUGCUGGCUACGGCGGCAACCGCGCCCCCUUCCCCAUCUUCGUCCACUCGCCCUUCCUGAAGAGCAACCUGGACUCGGUGACGCGGUUUGUGGACUAUGCACGCUCCUUGCCACACGUCUACUUUGUGACCAUGCGCCAGCUCAUCGGUUGGAUGAAGAACCCCAUCCCCAUCGACCAGCUCACCCCCACCAGCCUAGGCUGUAGCACAGGGUUGACCAGGCAGUCUUCCACCAUGUGA
Chlorella variabilis is the source of this 924-nucleotide messenger RNA. RefSeq lists its product as hypothetical. Gene Ontology annotation, molecular function: hydrolase activity, acting on carbon-nitrogen (but not peptide) bonds. The record is from RefSeq and is a predicted model, not a curated record. Bases 1 to 924 code for a protein of 307 amino acids. The transcript is spliced from 10 exons. Gene Ontology annotation, biological process: carbohydrate metabolic process. Lineage: Eukaryota; Viridiplantae; Chlorophyta; Trebouxiophyceae; Chlorellales; Chlorellaceae.